This is a messenger RNA of Fraxinus pennsylvanica, 1191 nucleotides long. The record is from the annotation of a GenBank genome assembly. Lineage: Eukaryota; Viridiplantae; Streptophyta; Magnoliopsida; Lamiales; Oleaceae.
AUGGGGAAGCACGGGAAAAAGCAGAGUCACCGCCAUAACCGCCAAGGAAGAACUGCCUCAUACUAUCUUGAACAACCAGGUGAAGAAAUACAAGAUUACCCAUUAAGCCCCCAAACUUCUUCUGCUCAAGAACCCACUCUUUCUGAAUCUGAUAAAGAAUCCCAUGAAGAAGAAAUCCAGGAAAAAGAAACAGAUUUUGAUAAAAACCCAUCAAUCAACAAUGAUCUCCCGUCAAAAUUCUCUCUUUAUCAACAAUCCGUACAGUCUCCAAAAGGGGAUAUAAGUUACCUGCAGAAGUUUUUCUUGAUGUAUGUUGGCGGGAGGCUACCCCUCCACCUCCAGGAAGAUUUUUGCGGCACUGCACUUUUGAGUGUAGAAUGGCUUCACAGUGAUGCGCGGCGAACUGCUGUAGGAUUAGAUUUGGAUGCUGAGGCACUCAAUUGGUGCAUGGAGAACAAUAUGAAUAAAAUUGGGGCUGAUGUCUAUUCAAGAGUUUCCCUGUUUCAUGGCAAUGUCUUGCAACCUCUGGAGUGCAGAUUGGUUAAUUUGGAUUCCCAUCAGAUCAUCGAGAACAUUACAAUAGACGAUGAAGGCGAGUCAAAGACUAGCUCUCUGAAUUCUAUUAUACAGGGAAGCCCUAUGGCUGUUUGCCAAACUAAGUUGAUGAAAGACACUAAAUUGCCUGCAAGAGAUAUAGUGUGUGCUUUUAACUACAGUUGCUGCUGUCUGCAUAGUCGUAAAGAGCUGGUUUUGUAUUUCAAACAUGCACUCAAUGCUCUGAGUACAAAAGGUGGUAUAUUUGUGAUGGAUCUAUACGGAGGCUCGUCCUCAGAGUGUGAGCUAAGGAUGCAGAGGAGAUUCCCAAAUUUUACGUAUACUUGGGAACAAGCUGGAUUUGACAUCAUUCAGAGGAAAACUAGGAUUAGCCUCCAUUUUAAUCUCCAUAAACAGCAUAAAAAGAUUCGCCACGCGUUUAGCUACAGCUGGAGACUCUGGUCCUUGCCUGAAAUUAAGGAAUCCUUGGAGGAAGCUGGUUUUCAAUCUGUCCACUUUUGGAUUCGGAAUAUGCCAGAUAGUGAAGAAAUUAGAUGUAUGGACGGGUUUCCUGUUGGACGAGACUUGAAAUACGAAGAAGUCACAAGUUUCCAACAACAGGAUUCGUGGAAUGCUUAUAUCGUCGGUGUUGCAUAG